Talaromyces stipitatus ATCC 10500 is the source of this 669-nucleotide messenger RNA. RefSeq lists its product as uncharacterized. Lineage: Eukaryota; Fungi; Ascomycota; Eurotiomycetes; Eurotiales; Trichocomaceae. The coding region runs from base 1 to 669 and encodes 222 amino acids. Gene Ontology annotation, cellular component: plasma membrane. The record is from RefSeq and is a predicted model, not a curated record. The transcript has 2 exons.
AUGCUUCGGUCUACCUUACUUCUCAUCGCUGCCACCGGCGUCUCCGCACUUGAGCUCGGCUGCUUCUCUGGCAACAGCGAAACUCUCUCUCACUACAUCAACAAUGGAACUUUCACUUUCCAAUCAGUCGGAUACUGCCGACAUGCAUGCAACAACAUUGGACACAACUACCUUGCGCUGAAAAAUGGCACUGAUUGCUGGUGUGGUGAUGCUGUUCCACCAGUUACCGACAUAGUCAAUGCGGAUAAUUGCGAUAUGAAGUGUGCUGGUUUUGCGGUGGAUGAUUGCGGCGGUGCUCAUGACUUCAGCGUCUAUCUUACCGGUCCGGAAUCCGGUAUUCAAAGUAUCCUUAGUUCAUAUACGGCCGCAGAAGCUUCGGCCACAGUCGCUUCAUCAGAGAGCGCAACUGCUGCAUCCUCAGAAUCAACCUCGACCUCAGUCUCUGAUAGCAAGGCCCCUACUGCGGCUGCGGCUGCGGCUGCCGUAACUACUGGGGCUUCAUCGGCGUCAUUUGCUGUGACUGUGCCCUCUACGAGUACGAGUGGACACAUGACAGGAUCCGGAACAUCUGCGAGCACCAGCGUCCCUACCGGGGCUGCGGCGGCAGUCAGUGUGCAUGUUGGUUUGGGAGCGAUUUCUGGUCUGACGGCCCUUGCCCUUGGGCUGUGA